Etheostoma cragini (Arkansas darter) is the source of this 4297-nucleotide messenger RNA. It is a transcript of the gene frmd8, whose product is annotated as FERM domain containing 8. The record is from RefSeq and is a predicted model, not a curated record. The transcript has 11 exons. Gene Ontology annotation, cellular component: plasma membrane; cytoskeleton. Bases 337 to 1749 code for a protein of 470 amino acids. Gene Ontology annotation, biological process: negative regulation of canonical Wnt signaling pathway. NCBI's taxonomy places the organism in Eukaryota, Metazoa, Chordata, Actinopteri, Perciformes, Percidae.
AAUCUGUCAGUCAUGUUUUUCUUCUCCAAGUUAUCUCUGGAAGAACACUUGGUAACACUUUAUCAUUCAUAUAUAUCUUAGUUAAAUUAGUGUAACAAGUCUUCCAGAAUGACUGUCACAGCCAAUAAAGAGCGGUUCAGUAUAAGCGAAUCUGUUACAGUCACGUCAUCUAGCUAGCUAACUUUUGCAGCUGCCCGGAAAGCUAACAUAGCUAGCUAGUUUUAGACAACUGGCUUUAGCCGCAGCCAGGGCGGAGAAUUAUUUACAAAAUUAGCUUUUCCAUUUUGCCCUUAAGCAGCAAGUGGAGAGGAAUUCAACAAAACUGGCAGAGUAGAGAUGGAAGGAGAUGACUGCAAUUUUCCUCCAGAUUCAUCGGAUGAUCACUCGCAAAGAGGAAGCGUUGCUUCUUCCGCAACACUUUCCCGUGCUCAAGAUGUGCUCAUAUACCUCUGUGGUGACAGCGCAGUGCAUUUAUUAGUAGAAGGGCUUGGCAGUGUCUCUGUGCAAGAGUUGGGCCGCAGUGUUCGUGAGGCCCUCCGUAUUCCUGAGUCUGCACAGGAUGCUUUUGCCUUCUGGCUUUCUUCUCCACUGCUCGAAUUGCAGUUAAAGCUAAGGCAUCAACCAUACAAACUGUGUCGGCAGUGGCAGGACUUGCUUUAUCGCUUCACUGAGGCCUCGGAGGAAGACAUCUCACAAGAUGAACCAUGUCUCCAGUACCGCCGGAACGUCUUUUAUCCUAAAUCGAAAGAGCUGCAGAUAGAUGAUGAGGGAGUGCUGAGGCUUCUGUAUGAGGAGGCCAGGGACAGAGUUCUCACUGGUCGAUACCCCUGUGACCCCGAGCACUGGACUGCUCUCGGAGCCUUAUCUCUUGCUCUUGAUGAGGGAACUGGUCUGGACGGGAAACAAUUUGCUACUACUAUAAGAGAGAAGAAGCUGUCUUCGUUUCUGCCUGUACAUGUUGCCAUGGGGAGUGGAGGUUUGCUCUCCACUCUGAGAGGGAAGUCGAGCCGUCAGACAGGGCUGGAGCAGAACCUCUUGGAGGAAUACAGAAAGAUCAGCGCAUCUGCUGGAAACUCUUUGGAGCCCACACAGCUCCUACACCAGUACCUCAACACAUGUCACUCGUUGCCUUAUUAUGGGUGCGCCUUCUUUGUUGGGGAGAUUGACAAACCAGGGCAAGGGAUUCUCCAAAGGGCCAAACGCAAAGCUGUCAACGUUGGGAUCUGCCUGGAGGGGGUUUAUGUGAUGGAUGUCAAAGAGAAGCACGUGCUGCUUGGCCUGCAAUUCCAUGAGCUAUCCUGGGACCACAGCUACCCUGAGGAGCAGGGGGACUCGCAUAUUCUGUGGCUCGAGUUUGAUGGAGAUGAAGACGGCACUCCUGUUAACAAGUUGCUAAAGAUCUACUCAAAACAGGCAGAGCUAAUGAGCGGCUUCAUUGAGUUCUGUGUGGAGCUGAAGUCUGCGUCCGAGGGAGGGGCUGCCGCCGAAAUGGAAGGUGAGGUGAGUCCGUCCCAGCAGCCGGCUGGGCUAGACGGCAUCAGCAAGAACGGACGCGGAGGACGGCGGGGGGUGCUGCACAGGCAAAGCAGUGUUCUGUGCAGUCGGGUCCAUUCACUUAACACUAUCAGCUACGUGGACAAUGGAAAAGAAAUCAAACGCUUGAAGCCAAAAAGAGCCACGUCCUUCUUCACCCGUCAGGCGUCUACGUACUCUGCUGUGCAAGUGACGGAGAGUCUGGAGCAGAGUUAAACCCACUGAUCAUGCCUCUCAAAGACCAAACCUAAACGUUUUCUGACAUUUAAAGAAAAGACUUGAAACAAGCUUGAGACAUUCAACUGAUAAUAUAUGAACAUGCAAAGGACCAAGCAAGGGAUCUAAGUGUGAGUGACAAUAUUUAUCUCUUGAAGUUGUGUAUAUUAAGACAGUACAGUAAUGUGAAAAACAAAAUGAUCUAUUAACCGCUAUGUUUCCAAGGUUUCACUGAAGUGGCUGUUCAUUAAAUAGCCGUACAUUAAAAACACUUACAUAUACAUAGCAUUCUCUGAGCACCAUCUGAUGGACAUCUUUCAUGAAACAAGCCUUAGAGAAAUCCUCAGACAACCACUCCAAUUGAUGACUGUAUGAUGACCGUUGUGAUCUUUCUGCAGCACUCAGGAGCAGUGGUAUUUACUUACAAAUGUUAAACCUCAUUAGAGUACAACCACUGCAUAUUACCUCUUUUUACCCGUAUUGGCGGGUUGAACAUCAAGAAGAGUACAUCCCCAUAUGACAUCAAACAUUUUGUAAGAAAUACCACAAACGGCUCACUACAGUCAGCAUGAGAAACACUUUCAGGGGGCGCUCUGAGGGUGUGUUCCCACUAUUCUGCUUUUUCAAACUGCCAGUGCCUUGUUCUCAUCAAAGGGGGAACACACUUUAGAGAAGGACUGGUAGAAAAGUUUAGCAGUUUGUGUUACUGAUCAUAAGGAGUCCAUAUGGGAGCACAUUGUCCGUGUUUUGGAAGAUUCUUGUAAGUACACGCUUUUAAGAGAGACUUAAUAUUUGCUGUUAUUUGGAUUAUGGUGGAAAGAAAGCCCAAGUGGGACAUCCCGCUUUAAAGAUAAUAAUUUUGCAGAUUUUUAUUUUUAAAAGCGGGACAGUGUGAAUGUAGUCCAAACAUGUAAAACAGGAUCAAACAGACCUUUUACAGCAUCCAGUUGUAGAAGGUAAAAUGACACAUUCACAGAAUUGGGUUGUCAUUGGGGAGCAUGACUUGAAUUGCACCAAUCAAAGAAUCAAAUUAGAGUCAAAACCACUCAAACCACACAUUAAGUUAGUGUAAAAAAAGAAGAAGAAGUUAACCUAACAUAGGCUCUCGUUUAGCAAUUAAAGAAACAUACCUCGCUCCGAAUCCUGUAAGGGAAACGUUAGCAUGUCACAUUCAAGGUCUAACUUCUAAUCAGCAGCAUCAGAACAAGCGACUUCCAUGCACAGGUCUUGACUUGAGUAUAACUUGCUUGGUCAGACCGGAUUAGCAAAACUGAUGCAAUGCUGUACUUGUUCCACUUCUGAGAGACAAAAAAAAAGAAGAAAGCUUCCUGUUUAGCUGUUAUCAGCACUAGUUUUACAUAUUAGACUCUGAAAUUCAAACUGCAGCCUACAUGUCCAAGUUUAGGUUAGCCAUUUGAAUGAUUUUGUCCUUGCAAACAUCGCAGCAAUCAUGGUUGACGUUGUUUAAAAAAGGAACGGGGAACGCCAUCUUUGUAUUAAAAAUGUUGUUGACGCCUGUUUUCAGCAAUUUUAUGGGCUAUUUAGUUUAAAAGUAGGACGGUUUUUUUCAACACGUUAAGGAACAUGUACCUGCUUCAGUUUAUCUGAGAAGACAAAAGAAAAGUGCUCUUUGCAUAUGGCACAGACUAACUGACCAAGAACUUGGGACUAUGCUGUUGACAUCUCAGUCCCUACACCAAAGCAAGCCUAUUUAACAUGCUGCAACACAGUAUGCUACCUUAACGCUCCAGAGACAGACUUCAGUCUCCGCCACAUGUCCUCCAGGUGUCUCUUUGAACCUCAAACUAAUGCUGAACAUUUAACAAACUGCUCAAGUCACUAAUGGCCAUUUGAAAAGAAAACUGCCUUUCACUUGAACGUAUGUUCCUGAUUCGAGAUGUUGUGGUAUCAUGUAUUCUUCCUUAUUCUUCUGAGCAAACAGCAGACUGUUUUUUACUUUUCUAUGCUUUAAUUGCAAUAUAUGUCAGCUACCGUCUGUAACCGGAUCCAAUAUAUUCUUGCUAUCUUACACUAUGCAUGUCACAUUGUAGAAUAGGCAUUCCACAUCGGAAUACAGAUCUCGUCUGCACUAUUAAUACUAAUACACUGUUUAUGAAUCUGUUUUUGUAUUGUUAGUUAGCUUUUAUGAUAGGAUAUUUUUAUUUCAUUUUCAUAUACUUGUCAGUGUUUGUACCUAGUGAAUGAAAUUAAGGAAUAGGUCAGUUAAAGCAUUAUCUUCUCAAGCAAUCACUUUGCAGAAGCAUAAAGUGCCUUUUUGUUUGUACUGAGUUUGCAUCUGAAUGACUGUUUUGGUGCUUGGAAACCAGGAAUGGACACUUCUUGUUAUUGCUAUGGUUUAAAAAAAGAUGAAUUGGGUUUUGCAUUGUGUCUUCCACAUUUCAUGCUAGACCAUGCAUUUAUCGUUCUUAGUUGAUGUGAGUAUAUUGAUAUAGUGGAUAACUACACUGGACUGCUGUUGAACGGUGUAUUGUGGUUCCUCUAAAUGGAGUGGUCAGUCUGCCUUGAUUCAAAUAUGUCUGGUAUGCUU